Messenger RNA from Petromyzon marinus (sea lamprey), 13967 nucleotides. The record is from RefSeq and is a predicted model, not a curated record. NCBI's taxonomy places the organism in Eukaryota, Metazoa, Chordata, Hyperoartia, Petromyzontiformes, Petromyzontidae.
CACCACGACCACAUCAUCAAGCGCGCGCCGGUCACGUGACGCGCGGAGUGCCCGCUGUCCGUGGUGCUGAAUCUGAAAAGGCGGCCAGAGGCGGCGGGGGCCCCAUUCGCACGCCGCUCCGACCGCGGGCCGCACAACCCCGGCCGACGCGUAACCCUCCCCCACCAAAUGCACACUGCCAACCGUCCCUCUCGUUGUGUCUCAGUGCAUCUCUCUCUCGCUUUACGCUUGUAGCUGGAGCCAUAAUGGCGAGGUUUUGCUAAAGACGGGAUAGCUGUUGGCAGCGGCGUGCCGGCUUGGGUGGAGAGAAACAGCGGUUGCGACGGUAUCAUCAUCCCUGAGCAGCGGCAGCAAGCGAAGAGCGACGGACGGACAGACUUGAGAGCGGGGGGGGGGGGGGGGGGGGGGGGGUGAGGGGUCGCCAAAGCGAGAAGACGACGAGGAGGAGGCGGCGAGGGAGUCUUCGCUCGGCCGGGCGAUGUCUGACAGAACCCCGCCGCUCGGUCAGCUCCGCCUGGAGUGGGUUUACGGGUACCGCGGCCACCAAUGCCGCAACAACCUCUACUACACGGCGGCGCGGGAGCUCGUGUACUUUGUGGCCGGUGUCGGGGUGGUGUACAACACUCGCGACCACCGGCAGAAAUUCUUUCUCGGCCACACGGACGAUAUCAUCAGCCUGGCCCUGCACCCGGACCGCAGCCUCGUGGCCACGGGCCAGGUGGGACGCGACCCGUACGUCUGCGUGUGGGACUCGUACAACGCGCAGUCCGUCUCCAUCCUCAAGGACGUGCACACGCACGGAGUGGCGUGCCUCGCCUUCGACGUCACGGGACAGCUGCUCGUGUCCGUCGGCCUCGAUGCCAAGAACUCCAUCUGCGUGUGGGACUGGAAGCGCGGCAAGCCAAUCGCCGCCGCGCCCGGGCACACGGAGAGGAUUUUUGACAUAUCCUGGGACGCGUACCAGCCGCAUCGGCUGGCCAGCUGUGGGGUCAAGCACAUCAAGUUCUGGACGAUGUGCGGGAACGCCCUGACGCCCAAGCGCGGGGUGUUUGGCAAGGCGGGCGAUCUGCAGACCAUCCUGUGCCUGGCGUGCGCCCGCGACGACCUCACCUACUCGGGCGCCCUCAACGGCGAUGUGUACGUGUGGAAGGGCGUGACGCUCGCCCGCACCGUGCAGGCCGCGCACGCGUCGGCGAUCUUCAGCUUGUACGCGUGCGAGGAGGGAUUCGCCAGCGGAGGACGCGACGGCUGCGUGAGGCUCUGGGACACCGACUUCAAGCCAAUCACGACCAUCGACCUGGCCGAGAGCGACCAGGGCUACAAAGGGCUGUCCGUACGCAGCGUGUGCUGGAGGAGCGACCGUAUCGCCGUGGGCACGCAGGACAGCGAGAUCCUGGAGGUGGCUGUGCGCGAGCGCGACUCCCCGCUGCUCGUCAUGCAGGGCCACUGCGAGGGGGAGCUGUGGGCGCUCGCCGUGCACCCCGCCAAGCCGCUCGCCGUCACGGGCAGUGACGACCGCUCCGUCAGGCUGUGGAGCCUGGCCGACCACGCGCUCAUCGCUCGCUGCAACAUGGAGGAGGCGGUGAGGUCGGCGGCGUUCAGCCCCGAUGGCACGCAGCUGGCGCUCGGCAUGAAAGACGGAUCCUUCACCGUGCUCAGAGUCAGGGACAUGUCGGAGGUGGUGCACAUUCGCGAGCGCAAGGACGCGGUCCACGUGCUCCGCUUCUCACCCGACGGCGCGUACUUAGCCGCGGCGUCGGCGGAGGGCGGCGUGGACGUCUACGCGACGUCGCAGCGCUACAAGAAGGUCGGCGAGUGCUCGCCGGCACCCGCGGGCGCCUGCUCGCUGCAGGGGGCCGUGGGGGCGUCCGGAGUUCCGCUCGACGGCGGGAUGGCCCUGGUGCCGGCGGCCGUGACGCCGGGCUCCGUGGUGGCGAUAGGUCCCGGCGGGCCGGCUGUCGGUGGUGGUGGUGGCGUUGGCAGCGGUGGCGGUGGUUUGGCUGUGCCAGGCGGCCCGGCUGUGGUGGUGCACAUGGACUGGACGUUGGACGGCCGGUUCCUUCACACGAACGACACCAGCGGGCACCGCGCCGUCUACAGGAUGCCCUUCGGCAAGGUGCUGACGGAGAAGGAGGAGCUGGAGGUGAGCCCGUGGGUGUCCUGGACGUGCCCGUACGGCAUCGAGGUGGCCGGGGUCCACCCCAAGUACGGCGGCGGUGGCGGCUCCGUCGGUGGCGGUGGUGGCGGUGCGGGCAACAACGUGAGCACGCUGGACGCCAACAUCGCCGGAGGGGUCCUCGGGGCGGGCGACGAGCAGGGCCUCGUGCGGCUCUACCGCUUCCCCAGCUUCAAACGCGGGGCCAAGUUCCGCAAGUACGUGGGCCACUCGGCGCCGGUGACGUGCGCCCGCUGGUCGCAGGACAGCACGUGGCUCGUGAGCAUCGGCGGCACGGACCACUCGCUCUUCCAGUGGCGCUUCAUCCCCGAGGGCGUGCCCGUGUCCGACGCCCCGCCGCAGGAGACGUACACGGAGUCAAACAGCGAGGGCUCCGACUCGGAUUUGUCCGACGUUCCGGAACUGGACUCCGACAUCGAGCAGGAGAUGCAGAUCAACUACGAGCGGCAUGUCUACAAGGAGGACCUCCCGCAGCUCCGUCAGCAGAACCGCGAGAAGAAGCGAGCGGCGACGUCUCAGAGGCGCGAGCGGGCGCCCAGCAGCAGCCUGCGCCUGCACUUUGUACACGGGUACCGUGGUUACGACUGCCGCAACAACCUGUACUACACGCAGACGGGCGAGGUGGUGCACCACGUGGCGGCCGUGGGCAUCGUGUACAACCGGCAGCAGCACACGCAGCGCUUCUACCUGGGCCACGACGACGACAUCCUCUGCCUCGCCAUCCACCCCGCCAAGGACUACAUCGCCACCGGGCAGGUGGGGCGCGACGCCGCGGUGCACGUGUGGGACACCGAGACGCUGCGGCCGCUCGCCGUGCUCAAGGGGGAGCACCGGCGGGGCGUCUGCGCCGUCGAGUUCUCCGCCGACGGGAAGCGGCUGGUAAGCGUCGGGCUGGACGAUGCCCACACCAUCGUCGUGUGGGAGUGGAAGCGCGGCGAGAAGAUUGCGUCGGCCAGGGGUCACAAAGAGAAGAUCUUCGUGGCCCGAUUCAACCCUCACAAUGCCGAGAAGCUCGUGACCGUUGGCAUUCACCACAUCAAAUUCUGGCAAGUCACUGGCGGUGGGCUGACGUCUCGGCGCGGCGACUUCGGGGCGCUGGCACGGCGCGACACCAUGAUGUGCGCCGUGUACGGCAAGGCGGAGGACACGGUGUACGCGGGGGCGGCGCGCGGGGACGUCUACCUGUGGAAGGGCACCACGCUGCUGCGCACCGUCAAGGCCCACGACGGGCCCAUCUUCAGCAUGCACGCCCUGGAGAAGGGGUUCGUCACGGGAGGGAAGGAUGGAAUCGUCGGACUCUGGGAUGACAACUUCGAGCGCUGCCUCAAGACGUACGCCAUCAAGAGGUCGUCGCUGGCGCCGGGCUCCAAGGGCCUGCUGCUCGAGGACAACCCGUCCAUCCGAGCCAUCACGCUGGGCCACGGACACAUCCUGGUGGGCACGAAGAACGGCGAGAUCCUGGAGGUGGACAAGAGCGGCCCCAUGAUGCUGCUGGUGCAGGGACACAUGCAGAGUGAGGUGUGGGGCCUCGCCGCCCACCCGCACCUGCCCAUCUGCGCGUCGGUGAGCGACGACAAGACACUGCGCGUGUGGGACCUCUCGGACAACCACUGCAUGCUGGCCGUGCGCAAGCUCAAGAAGGGUGGCCGCUGCUGCUGCUUCUCGUCGGACGGGAAGGCCCUGGCCGUGGGCCUGAACGACGGCAGCUUCCUGGUGGUGAACGCCAACACGCUGGAGGACAUGCUGUCCUUCCAGCACCGCCGGGAGAUGAUCACCGACAUCAAGUUCUCACCAGACCCCGGCAAGUAUCUGGCGGUGGCGUCGCACGACGGUUUCGUGGACGUGUACCGCGUGCUGAGCAGCAAGCGCGUGGGCACGUGCAAGGGCGCGUCGGGGUGCGUCACCCACCUUGACUGGGACACGAAAGGGAAGCUCAUUCAGGUGAACACGUCCGCCAGGGAGCAGCUGUUUUACGAAGCGCCGCGGGGAAAGCGACAGAACAUCCAUCCGCACGAGGCCGAGCGGCUGGAGUUUGCGUCGUGGACGUGCGUGCUGGGCCCCACGUGCGAGGGCGUGUGGGCGGCGCACAGCGACGGCGCGGACGUGAACGCGGCGAGCCUGUCGCGCGACCGCUCUAUCCUCGCCACGGCCGACGACUUCGGAUUCAUCAAACUCUUCCAGUACCCGGUCAAGGGAGCGUACGCGCGGUGCAAGCAGUACGUCGGGCACAGCGGUCAGGUGGCCAACAUGCGCUGGGCGUACGACGACAGCCUGCUGCUGAGCGUGGGCGGCGCCGACACGGCGCUGGUGCUGUGGAGCCACGAGCGCGAGCGCACGCGCGACUUCCGCCCGCUCGACAGCGAGGAGUCGGACACCGACUCCGAGGAGGACGGAGGCUACGACAGCGACGUGGAGCGGGAGCGGGUGAGCGACUACGCGUCGCGCUCGGCGCUCACCAACAUCCGCCCCAUGGCGGGAGGCGCCAAGCCGCACCUGCAGCCCAAGGAGGCGUCGCCGGACGAUCGAGGAACCAGGCCAGUGCUCAGCCGCUCCCUCGCCAUGCCCGACAAGGUUCAGAAGAACAACGUGGGGAAGAAACGCAAACCGAUCGAGGACCUCUCGCUGGAGCACGUGUUCGGCUACCGCGGCUUCGACUGCCGCAACAACCUCCACUACCUGAACGACGGGGCCGACAUCGUCUACCACACGGCGUCCGUGGCCAUAGUGCACAACCUCGCAACGGGUUCCCAGAGCUUCUACUUGGAGCACACGGACGACAUCCUCUGCCUGACCGUCAACCAGCAUCCCAAGUUCAAGAACGUCGUAGCCACCGGGCAAAUCGGUGAUAUCGCUGAUAUGGCAGGUGCCGUGCCGAGUGUGCACGUGUGGGACGCCACCUCCAAGCAGACGCUGGCCGUGCUGCGCUGCGGCCACGCCCGCGCGGUCUGCGGCGUGGGGUUCAGCGCCACGGGGCGGCUGCUCGUCAGCGUCGGCGCCGACCCCGAGCACACGCUCACCGUGUGGCGCUGGCAAGAGGGCGCACGAGUGUCGAGCCGCGCGGGGCACAGCGAGCGGGUGUUCGCCGCCGAGUUCCGCCCGGACUCGGACUCGCAACUCGUCACGGCCGGCGUCAAGAGCGUCAAGUUCUGGACCCUGGCGGGCGGCGUCCUGCUCGCCAAGAAGGGCGUCCUGGGACCCGUCGAGGGCGCCCGCGUGCAGACGAUGUUGUCGCUCGCCUUUGGGGCUAACAGCCUGACGUUCACGGGCUCGCUGAGCGGCGACGUGUACGUGUGGCGCGAGCACGUGCUGGUGCGCCUGGUGGCGCGCGCGCACACGGGCCCCGUAUUCUCCAUGUACACGACACUCAAGGACGGCCUCAUCGUCACCGGGGGGAAGGAGCGCCCGAGCAAAGAGGGCGGCGCCGUGAAACUGUGGGACCAGGAGAUGAAACGCUGCCGAGCCUUCCAGCUGGAGACCGGGCAGCUGCUGGACUGCGUACGCUCCGUCUGCCGGGGAAAGGGCAAGAUCCUGGUGGGCACGCGCGACGGUGACAUCAUCGAGGUCGGCGAGAAGAACGCGGCCUCCAACAUCCUGAUGAGCGGGCACACGCGCGGCCCCAUCUGGGGGCUGGCAGCCCACCCGUCGCGCGACGCCGCCGUGUCGGCCAGCGACGACGGCACCGUGCGCAUGUGGGACAUCGCGGACAAGCGCCCCGUCAACAAGGUGAGCCUCGGCCAGGCGGCGCGCUCGGCGGCCUACAGCCCCGACGGCGACAUGGUGGCCAUCGGCCUGGAGAACGGCGAGUUCAUCCUGCUGGUGGUGGCCUCCAUGAAGGUGUGGGGCAAGAAGCGCGACCGCAAGUCGACCGUGCAGGACAUCAGGUUCAGCCCCGACUCGCGCUACCUGGCCGUCGGUUCGUGCGACUGCGCCGUCGACUUCUACGACCUCUCCCAGGGCCCCUCGCUGGCACGCGUCGGCUACUGCCGCGAUGUGCCCAGCUUCGUGAUCCAGCUCGACUUCUCCGCCGACGGCCGCUACAUCCAGGUCUCGACGGGCGCGUACCGGCGCGUCGUGUACGAGGUGCCGACGGGGAAACCCGUGACAGAGCAGACCGUAGUCGACCGCAUCACCUGGGCGUCCUGGACCUGCACACAGGGUGAGGAGGUGCUCGGAAUUUGGCCGCGCAACGCCGAGAAGUGCAACGUGAACUGCGCGAGUGUCUCCCACUCGGGCCUCACCGUCGCCACCGGCGACGACUUCGGCCUCGUCAAACUCUUCGACUUCCCGUGCCAAGAGCGAUUCACGAAACACAAGCGGUUUACCGGCCACUCGCUGCACGUGACGGCCGUGCGCUUCUCCCAGGGAGAUCGAUUCCUGCUCACGGCAGGAGGCCAGGACAGCAGCGUGUUCGUGUGGAAGUGCCAAUGAUCGUCGGGCGAUGGGGGAGCUCGGGAGACGGGGUGCGAAGCUGCUCCCGCCGCUCCCUGGGGGCCCACCGCCGCGGGGAAGGAUAGAAGGAAGGAGCGGCGGCGCUUAUGCCAUCCUUACCGGAGCGCGGCACAGGCGUGUUUGCGGGUUCCGUGCGGCGCGCGAUGGAUGACGCCGCUCGAAGUGUCUUGGCUCCUGAUCGAUGGGUUCGGUUCAACCCUCCGUCGAAGGGCUUGCCGCGGUAAAUGCGUGCUCGGGUCGCGGCUCUGGCGGGUGUCGUUUUUACAUUGAGCCUGCUUUCGAAAGCCCUUACGUGGAGCUGAAUUGGCGGUGGGAUGAUCGGGCCCGCUGUUUACGGUAAGACUCGGUGGUUACGGAGGUUUGCGAUCUGCGCAGGCGAAGCGAAACUCACCGCGAUUUCACGAGCCGCACGGACUGACGUGUAGCGAUGCCUCCGGACGUUGCACCGAUCUCAGAAGCUCAAGCAGGUUUGAGCCUGGUGAACACGAGGAGCAGUGACCACCAGGGGCUUGCCAGGUGUUGUAGGCUCAGGCUGCAAAGUGGCCAGCAGAUGGCAGUAUUGAGUGUCACCACUGAGUGCGUUUGGUGGGUUUUCCUCUGGAUACGCUGGUUUUCUGCCACAUUAAGCCAAACACAAUAAUGCUGGAGCACCCCACCUAAACAAGCCCUGAAACUCACGGAGGCUUCAAUGGCUAAAUCUUUGGCAUUGUUACAGAGGCACCCGCGGUGUUUGGCUGGCGAGUGUCACUGCUGUCCAUUCCAAGUAUGUCAAGGUCAGUUCAAAUGCGAGAAAUUAAUCCCACAUCCACUGGCCUUCGCGAGGGGGCGAGCGCUCGCCCGUCUUCGCGAUCGCGCACCGACAUCGGCCUGUGCCCCACUUAUUUUCCACGUACAAUUUCCGCUUGCGGGAAAGUCGUGAAUGAAUUGCACAGAUGUGGGCCACAGCCUAAUUAUGUAGGCCUGGGUACAUACGGCCUGCGCAUGGCCUGGGUACGUACAGCCUGCGAACGGCCUGGGUACGUACGGCCAGCGCCCUGCCUAGACUGGCCCAUGCUUUUACCCCUUUUCCGCUGGCACCUUUCGAGCGCCACGCUAGCCACAAAGCCCUCGGGUGUUUUUUUUUGUUUUUUUCCCCCACCGGCUACUUUGCUCGAGCCGAGCCGGAACACAAAACCCUGAAGCUGUGGCCUCACGAGACAUUCUGAAUAUUUGGCUCGGUGCCAAUAGGUGGGGUGGCAGAGCUGACGACGCAUCUGUAUCGUGUGUGACGUCGGUCAGUACGCCGUGAGGACAACGGCGUCAUCGCCCACGCGGCGCGGAUCCAUCGGUGCGCGUCACGUCACGUCAAGCGGUACGGGCUCGGCUUCUGCAGUGGAUAACAACCGGGCGGCUCCUGCGCCGUGCCGAGCUGGCUCGGGUUUGCGCUUUGGGAAAAAAGGGGUAUUCGUGGUCUGAAGUUUGGAUAAGAAUCGUCGGUCCCCCGAUGUAUGUGCCUGUGGUGAUGCUGCUGCUGCUCCUGCUGCUGCUGCUGCAGCCAUUUCUUGAUAGCAAGACGCAGCUGUGUGGAGACGCAACUGUGGAGACGCAGCACAUUGCUGCCGAUGCGACGGCCGCCGUCGCCUCGACGUUUUGCGAAGCGCGGAGGGUUAAGCGCGGCCGUGUAAAAUAUCGUACCCCCUUCGUCCAAUGGACCCGUGUACAUACGACUCGGUGAGGCGCAGCGGUAAUGCUACCAAACGUCCCAGUUCGGCCGGGACAGUUUCGGUGGUUUCAGAAAGUGUGUCCAGGUGUUCUCGAAGCUUUAAUGAAAAUCGGGAUUUUGUACCCCGGUUUAACAUUUGGGGGUCUCGUGCUCCCUACUCAUGAUUUAGGGUGAAAGGCAGAGCUACAUGUGGAGUGGGUGGGGCUACCUGGGUAGUGGGCGGGGCUACCCGAGCAGUGGGCAGGACCAACGUCGGAGCGGGGCUGGGCCAUUUGCUGUGAGCGGGGCCAGUGGUUGGGUGGGCGUGGCUAUGUAAAAGGAGGCGGAGCGUGAAAGUGGAGGAGGGUCCUGUCGGCUCGCCGUGUGUCCCCGUUGAGCCUCCCACAAAUGUGGGCAGCUUUACGCGGCGGGUGGCUUGAGGCACGUGUCAAGAAGUCAGUGGCAGUGUUGUGUACUUGUACGUAACCUGUGCAUAGUUCAUAUUCGUGUACGAGUGCGGCUGUGAGUGCGUGCACGCGCGCCCGUGUGCAAGUGUACAUUCAAUGAAUGGCGGAUGUCGUUCACCUGAAUUUAUAUCCGUAUAUGCCGAAAGUUGCUUUAAUUGGGACUGCGUGAAAGGCCGUGUGUGACUUAAGGGCAAGCUGCAUGAGUGUUGAAGUGCUCACAGGAUACUGACCCAGCCUACCGAGACUCAAUCAUCUGUGGGUAAAAACAAAACAAAAACACAACCCUAAAACUACUAUCGCGAGUGUUGUUAAUAAUCGUAUCACAGUACCAUAAAUAAUUAUUAUUUACAGCAGGAUAAGUGGAGAAUGUGUGUGUGUGUGUUGGUGGAUCAUUUGCCCUGUGUGGCCUUAGCGUAAACGUCAACUCCAUCUCGCCACGCCGUUCGUACGGAUUCGGUAUUAAUUAACGGCGUCUCGGUCGAUAAUUUUCUUUCUCUUUUCCAUCUUCCGAUCUCAACCAUAACAUCCUGCACCGUAUGCAACGGCCCGUUUGCUUGCCAGUCAUCGUUACUGCAGCCUGGUGAAAAUACACGGGAACUUGAUUGCAAUGGAACUUCGUGGAUGUUGUUUAUGUUAUUGUACAUAUUACGUAUCAUCGGUUUGGUGCUAUUGUGCUGCGGGGUCUCGGUUACCGAUUCGUUCGUGUACUCAAUUGAGGCUAAUGGAUAUUAUUUCCAACCCGUGAUCAUUCACAAGGUUUUGUUUUAGUCCUUUAACCUACAGGGGCGAGGUUGAUGUUAAAUAUAACCCGCUACAGUCAUUUUAUCUCCGUGGGUUGUCGCAAAGUAGAAUAUCGUUUGUUUUUGCUAAGACAAAGACAUCGCUCGUUAUUGGGUGGUGGUACGCGGGCAAGCGAAGCAGUGCCGGGAGACUCGGUUCAUCACCUUUAGCCACGAUCUAGCCACUGUUGGAUGAAGGCUUCCCCAUAGCCGUCGGCAUCUCGCGCGCGGUCUUGCGGUGCGCCAAUCAAAUAUCGUGCACUCGUGCGCACGAUAUUUGAUUUCACUCCUCCAUCUCCGCGGUAGGCGGACCUCUCGCCAAUAAUAAGAUGACCGCCUUUUUUUUUGUGCUCCUCUUAUCCUCACUUGGGCGCACGUAAUGGAGUUAGCAUGACGUAGUUCCACUGGGCCACGUCCAGGUCACUUCUGGUCGGGUCAAUUACGCAAUUAAGUGCGGAUGAUAGGACGAUGGCUUUGCAACCACUCCUGGGUUGCGCCUGUUAUCCUUGCAAAAGCGCAGUUAAUAUGAACUGAAAAUACGAUAUUAGGAAUUUUCUCUUGUCGAUUCAGUAGGCCGCGUAAAAUUAGAAAUAGCGGGCAGUAGGAUAGCGAAGCGUUCUUCAUUGCAAGGCCCGUGGGGGGGGGGGGGGGGGGUGGCGCUGGCUGCCCGUGGUGACCUUUCGUGCGGCCCCCGACAAUACAAAGAGUGAAAACGCUCCCCAUCAUCAUCGUGCUGCUGUCAAACCCCCCCCCCCCCCUCCAAUGGUUUCAAAGUGCGGCGGCCCCUCGCUCACACUGACGACGUCUCAUCGACCAAAGUGCCCCCCCCCGCCCCCUCUUAAAAUGAGUGAAGAACGCCGGUGUAGCGGAUAAGGGGGAGUUUCACGGCCCACGAGUCGCGUUUGUAUCAUUGUUUGUUUGUUUGUUUCACGUCGUCAUGCCAAAGUUUACUAUGCACUAAACUUGUACCAGUUCACUGUGCUCCCUGUGCGUGGUGUGAGCCGAGUUGUGGAUGCGGUUGCCAUGCACUUUCCAACCGUUUCAUCCAUCGUGGCUUCAACGUGACACAACUUGUUUGCGCGUGCGCGUGCAAACGUAAUACGUGUAACACACAUGUCCACCUAUAUGACUACACAAUACGUACCGUAGAUAUGCAUUACUCCGCAUAUGCGCACGCACGCACGCACACGCGCGUGAGUACAAGCGUGCACGCGCAGUGUAGCGUGGUCAGAUAGGGCCCUGAUGCAAUACAUAAGCUGGACCCCCCCCUACCCGCGCCCUCCACUUCCCGAUCACUUUAUAGCUCAAAUCUUGGGCCAUCCCAUCCCGUGGGCCUUGGUGCAGUUCCAUCCCCCCCCUACACACUCUCAAGAGCUAUGCCGCUGCUCACGCACUCGGACACAUUAAAAAAAAAAGAUGCAUUCAACACCAGUGCAAUAUAAUAUUUCAGUCAUUUUUCGGCUUCAUUACGUUUCGAGUUUAACUGUGGGACUCGACACUAUCGUCAGCUUUUAAUUGUUUUGUUGUUGCUAUUUAUGAAUUAUUGCGAUCGUACUUUUUAACUCAAUAAACCAGAGACCUUUUUUUUUUAUUUUGCUUAUCGCGUUUUCCCACGGUGUCACCACAAAUGAAGUCCCCCUUCAAAUUAUGACAUCUCAGUAUUUCUGUUUGGAACAAAAGAUGUUGAAUUUUAUUAAAAUGCCGAGCGCUGGUGUUGCUUUAAUCUCGCGGUUUACAACUUAACUGUCGGCAUUGGGGGUCACGGUGGAGAUACAUCCGUCACGACAACUCCACCGCGCAAUCCGCCAAAUCGGUGUUUUUUUUUCUUCCCAAUUUGCUUAACCGGUUUUGGUUUGUCUUCACGUGCUGUUUAAAACGUAUUUGCGCUGCCCUAUGCAGCAGAAUCUUGAGAUAUCUUUACAGUAAUUAAAUUCGGGGGGGGGGGUUCAAUUUUUUUAAUCUAUAUUUUUUUUUUGCUGUACACAAAGACAAAGGCCCGCCGCAGAACGUUGAGCGACAAAAAGAAAAAUAUAAUAACCGCUCGCGAAUAUCCGCCAGGCCCCACGGACUAGACGUGUGUUGAUGAGGGGGUGGGGGAGCGUAUAACCCGGGGAAUGGGGGGGGGAGUGAGAAAAAUUGUCUCAUUUACGUAAUUAAAAUGAUUGAUUUUAUUCACUCAACAGGUUGCCUCGGCUGUGCCGCAAAUGCCCACGGAUGUGUUUUCGGGUUGUGCCGAAUGUAUGGCUGUGUUCGUCAGAUCCUGAAGAAGCUUCCGGCACGUAGGGCAAAACGUCGGACAUCGUGUCGAACAACGCGGCCACGGUUCAUGCCCAAAUACCACGUUUGGAGAGUAAAAAUUAAGUAUUAUGAUUUAAGAUAUUGUUAAAUUAGUUUAGUUUUUGGUUACCAUUUAAUUGAACUAAAUUGAGCUGAAAUUUAAUUCACUGAAAUGCACACGCGCACACGUAUAUACAGAUAUACUCCACACGUGAAUAAUAUACGUAACUUAUUUUAUAUAUAUGGAAUCUAAAAAUAUAUAACACCUGGUAAUGUAUAUAGUAAUGUGUACACGUCACACAACACAACAUGUACAUACAUAAGUGCGGUAUCUCAAUUGUGUAUCUCGUCUGCAAUGUUGUACAUACGUCUUGUAAAUAAUCUACGAAUGAACGAUCAUGCAUGUACGCGUUACUGGUGAGGUGUACACGGCUAUGUGUCCUCCAUCCAUCGGUACGAACGUCACUACAUCGCACAAGUGGUACAGGCGUGCACGCGUCUCUUUACGUUUGUCAUGUGCGGAGCCUCAAAUGAGAAUACCUGGUGCGGUGUGCAGUAAAUGUCGGCACUAGGGAGAGACAAAGGCGGCCGGGCGUGGUGUUGGCCAUCCACGCCCUCGUGUGCCGUGCCGGCCUUCAUAGGUGCUCCUAAACAUCACUUACCCCCCAGGCUAUACGGGGGAUAUUUGUUUUGCGUAGCCAAGUACCGGUAUACAUGCAGCGUGUACCAGACGCGAAUGAGUCCCGUUGACGUUUAGGCGUGCGCAGUUUACAUAAAUACACGCGGCUAUACAUAUUGGCUUGGCCACACGAAUAAUAAUCUACACGCUCUGUUAGUGGUGUGCUGCAGUGUUAAUGCUGUGCAGUGCAUUGUGAGAGAGUGAGACGAAAGCUACGGCUGAGUAAAACAGAGGAAGUGGGGAGCCACCUCAGAUUUAAUCGUUUGUGAAAAUCACAUUUCAACCUCGAGGCUGCUGUACGCCAAUACAGGCGCUAGGGAGCAGUCUUGAUCAGAAGUUGAGUGGCACGGUGCCACUUGGCCAGGAAUUUGAAUCGACAAUCUCACGUCCCCGCGUGUAUUGCAGCAAUGGUUCGAGCGAGGCCCAGCUGAAAUAAAAAAAAUCCGUGAGAUUAUUCCAUCGCAAUUAAAAGGCACCACAGACAUGCAAUUACACUUUUUUUUCGCAACUUAGAAAUUGAUCAUUUUCAUCCCAUGGGUGAAUUCAAAACGCAUAUGAGUGAAUUUAAACCACAUGGGUGAAUUCAAACCUCAUAUGAGUGAAUUCAACCUGCACAUGAGUUAAUUCGAACCCCAUAUGAGUUAAUUUAAACCACAUGGGUGAAUUUAAACCGCAUGAGUGAAUUUAAACUACAUGGGUGAUUAUAAGCAGCACAUGAGUGAAUAAAAACCUCAUAUGGGUGAAUUUAAACCACAUGAGUGAAUUAAAACCGCAUAUGGGUGAAUUUAAACCACAUGGGUGAAUUGAAACCGCAUAUGAGUGAAUUAAAACCGCAUAUGGGUGAAUUUAAACCACAUGGGUGAAUUGAAACCGCAUAUGAGUGAAUUAAAACCGCAUAUGAGUGAAUUCAAACCGCAUAUGAGUGAAUUCAAACCGCAUAUGAGUGAAUUAAAACCACAUGGGUGAAUUGAAACCGCAUAUGAGUGAAUUCAAACCGCAUAUGGGUGAAUUUAAACCACAUGGGUGAAUUGAAACCGCAUAUGAGUGAAUUCAAACCGCAUAUGGGUGAAUUUAAACCACAUGGGUGAAUUGAAACCGCAUAUGAGUGAAUUAAAACCGCACAGCGAAUCCCCUGAAGAAAUAUGUUCGUCCCAUGUAUGCGAAAUCGCACAAACUGAACCCGCAUAGAACGAGAGAAGCCCUGUAUAUCACAUGCUCGCAUUGUAUAACCACAGGGUGGGCUCUUUCGUACAUGUCUGUAUGCUCGUGUGUGCGAGUGUUGACACUUGUGUGAGUAACGUACGAAAGAUAAACCCGUUAAUUUCCCCCAAAAGCCUCUCUCGUAAUUUCUCGGUGUAUGCCCUACAAACUCAACGUUAGAUGUAACUUUUUUUUCUUCUUAAUGACGUAUAAUUGUACGCCGGUCAUACGCGACAUUAGAUGGCGUUUAAUAAUAUAA